UGUCUCUGUGGGGGUAUCAAAGUGUCUGAGUUGCAGCCGCAGGAGGCUGGGGCUGGCCGGAGCUGCCAUCUCACACCACUGCGGGAGGCAGCGGGAGUGCCAGAGCCACACUGGGCCUUCCAGUGCCUUCCCGCGCUGAGGGGGUCUUGGGGACACAGCCCCGAGCUCGGCCCCCUUCUCCCCUCACGGGGGCCUAGCCUGUACCCUGUACAUGGCAGCUGUGGGCACUGUGGGACACACAUGCCCCAGGAGGAGUCAGAAGGUGGGGAUGGCGGAGACCUCCACUCAUGAGGCCCCCAGCCCCUGCCCCCUUCCUGGCUUUCUACACCUAGGCAUCUUAUCUCCCCACACCCGGGGCUCCUGGCUCUGAGAGCCAAUUCCUCCCUUAUCAGCAGCGGCGGCCUCUGGGCGCCACGUCGGGGUCCCGGGUCCUCUGUCUGCGCCUGUCUCCUCUCUGCGCCUGUCGGCUUGGGGCUCUCGCCACCCAGUGCCCACCCCCACCCCAUGAUCCCUUUCAUGCUCUCUUUCUCUCCAGCCUCCUUCCAGCGCCAAUCCUGGUUGCUAUGGAAACACUGCAGCGGGUACCAGGUGGUGGCUGGGGGCAGGGAGCCCGCACUGCCGCAGCCUGCGCCAUUUCCGAUGCCAGGCACCCUCGAGGCACAGUGGCUGGGGCUCACGGUGGGGGUGCUUGGCCUCUCCAGGCCUCACAGGCUUCUCCUGGGCUGAUGCGAGCUGGGGAGCAGGAGGGAUGGACGUGGGAGUGAGAAUGUCACAUGGAAGGCAGCUGGUGGCACGAUGGGGGACAGAGUGAAAGGCAGCAAGUCAAGGCACCCUGAUCUUGUUGUGGAAGUGGCCCAUCCCAAAAUAAUCCAUGAAUCUGGGGCACAAAUCCUGCGCCAUGCCAAUCUCCUGGUGGGGUCCCCCUCAGCCCUAGGUGACCAGACCACAGAGCGGCAGCUUUUGGAGGCCUCCAACCACUGGAACCAUGCCGUGUUUGUGGCUCGAGGGGCUCUGUGGGGCACUGAGGACAUCAGGAGAUUGGAUGCAGCUGGGGGCCUCCAGAGCCUGCGUGUCACCAUGGCCACACACCCUGAUGGCUUCCGGCUGGAGGGACCCCUGGCUGAAGCCCACAGCACCGGGUGUCGCACUGUGCUCUAUGAAGGCCCUGUCCGUGGGCUCUGUCCCUUUGCCCCCCGAAACUCCAACACCAUGGCGGCUGCUGCCCUGGCUGCCCCCAGCCUGGGCUUCGAUGGGGUGAUUGGGGUGCUUGUGGCUGAUCUCAGCCUCACGGACAUGCACGUGGUGGAUGUGGAGCUGAGCGGACCCCCGGGCCCCACGGGCCGAAGCUUUGCUGUGCACACCCACAGAGAGAACCCUGCAGAGCCAGGCGCGGUCACCGGCUCUGCCACCGUCACGGCCUUCUGGCGGAGCCUCCUGGCCUGCUGCCAGCUCCCCUCCAGGCCGGGGAUCCAUCUCUGCUGAGAAGCCUCCUCCCUCCGAGACGAGAUCAUCUGACUGGCCUCCCACCACCACCAUCCCAGUCCUGCCCUGCCCCACUUCCCCAGGAUCUCCCUUCUGACUCAGUAAAGAUCACAGGGGCCCGCCCC
Molecule: messenger RNA, 1607 nt
Organism: Cebus imitator (Panamanian white-faced capuchin)
Lineage: Eukaryota; Metazoa; Chordata; Mammalia; Primates; Cebidae
Gene: ASPDH
Product: aspartate dehydrogenase domain containing
Exons: 6
Coding region: 796-1482 (228 amino acids)
Biological process (GO): NAD+ biosynthetic process
Molecular function (GO): NADP binding; L-aspartate dehydrogenase [NAD(P)+] activity
Source: RefSeq, a predicted model, not a curated record